Effrenium voratum is the source of this 2619-nucleotide messenger RNA. NCBI's taxonomy places the organism in Eukaryota, Dinophyceae, Suessiales, Symbiodiniaceae. The record is from the annotation of a GenBank genome assembly.
AUGGGCUAUCCAUAUCUGGACCGGCCGGAUGAUGAGCUGGCAUUCCCCAUGCCCGGGGGCUUCGACCGCGGCAAAAACCGGAUGCAGCAGUGGAUCCUGCCUGACUCACCACAUCCGCCGGCGAGUGGCAGGUACCAUUUGUUCCUGAACUACUCCUGUGGCUGGUCGGGCCAAGCGCUACUGGCCCGAAGCUUGAAGGGUCUCACGGAGGUCGUCAGCAUCUCCCACACCCUGCAGUGCCCUGUGCGCCCCAAUGGCUGGCCCAUCUUGCAGCCGGACCCCACCGGCAACGGCUUUACCACUGCCUGCGAGGUGUACAACUCGAACAACCCGGACUAUGGGACAAAGCAGCUGACAGUACCGAUUCUCUUCGACAAGGAGAGCAAGAAGGUGGUGUCCAACGAUCCCGCGCACAUUCUGCUGAUGCUCAACGAAGCCUUUGGGGACAUGGGGAAUUCGCUGGAUUUGUAUCCUGUGGACAAGCGCCAAGAGAUUGAGGAGGUGAACUCUAUCCUGUACCCCGGGCUGAAUGAUGGGGUGUAUCGCUGCGGCUUCGCCCAGGAGGACGAGCAUUACCUUCUGGCAUUUGAGGGCCUGCAGGCGGCGCUACGCUUCAUGGACCAGGCCUUGCUGCGCCAGAAGUUCCUCUGCGGGGACCAGCUGACCCUGGCCGACGUCCGAGCCUUUCCGCACCUCAUCCGCUUCGACCUCAUCUACCGGCAGCUGAUGCUUCGCGCAAGUCCCCCGCCCCCGAGCCUGCCUGACGCCGUGAGGGAAUACGUGCGUCGCCUCUAUGAGUACCCGGAGGUCAAGGUGACCUGUGACCCUCACUUGGCGCUGGUGGGCUACUUCGCGCAGCUGGGAAGACUUCGGGGUCUAACUAAGACGAUAGCAGAGGACGACGAGAUGUACGAACAGUACAAGUACGAGUGGCUGCCUUCCAAACGGGAGCUGGAGCUGAAGCGAAAAUCUGAGGGUUUGCCGGAGAAGGCAGAGCACCAUCUUCCCGCGUGUACGGAUGCCAUGAAGAAGCAGAUCGAAGAUCAGCUUGCGGAGAAGGCACCUCCGAGCAUCAAGCCCUGCUUCCCCUUGUGCGGCGGCCCCGUCGCCACCACGGAGAAGUGCAUGUGCAUGGUGCCGGCGGAUCAACAAGAACAGGAGGCGGAGAAAUCCUACCAGCUCAAGUAUGGCACGGGCAGGACGUAUCGCAGACACCUGGAGAAAGACUUCGGCAUGGCAGCCGCCUGCUCCAAAGACGCCAGCCCCAGCGGGUCCACCUGGACUGGGCUCUGUGACAAGACCAAGGCCAGGUUGGAAGUGCUGGAAGGCACGGACAACCAGCGGGUGGCAGCUAGCAGGAUCUCCGACGCGCUGCUGGGCGCGUGCCGAGAGGCGAAGAAGGACCUCAAAGCGCUGGAGGAUCUGGCAGAGUCAGGGCUGCAGGUGAUCUCCGCGGAGACGUGGGACGAAUUGGUGGACCAAGUCAAUUACGGCCAAUGCGCGGACACCUUCACAACGCUGGAAUCCAUUCCAGAGCGGCCUCCUGCACCUGUCUACGACAACCUGCCCCUCAUGGAGGACUCGGAUGAGCUGCGGCCCUUGCUGGCGAAGCUGAGGAAGUUGGUGGGCCUGCAGUCCGUAAAGGAGGCCAUGGGUCAGCUCUUCGGCUUGGUGAAGCUCAGCAACUGGCGGGAUCUCCUCGGCAUGGCCUCUCUGGGGGGCCAGUCCUUCCACAUGCGUUUCCUGGGCAACCCGGGCACUGGCAAGACUGUGGUCGCACGCAUCGUGGGAGAGAUGAUGGUGAAGAUGCAGGUGGUGGCCAUGCCACCUGAGCAGCAGCAGAAGCUCGAAGAGGAGGCGAGGAACCAAAGCAAAGCGGAAGGGCGCCCCAAGGGCGCUCCCUUGGAUAUUCCGCUAGUUUUCAGGGAGGCGGCGCGCGUGGACCUGGUGGCUCAGUACCUGGGUCAGACUGCGCCUAAGGUGGAGAAAGCGGUCAGCAACGCCCUGGGGGGCGUGCUCUUCAUCGAUGAGGCCUACGCCUUGGUGCGCAACGGCAAGGACGCCUUCGGGCAGGAAGCAGUGGACACGCUCAUCAAGGAGAUGGAAGACAAGCGGAAGAACGUGAUCGUGAUCCUGGCGGGCUAUGAGUCCGAGAUGGACAGCUUCUUCGACUCGAACCCUGGCUUCAAGAGCCGCGUGCCCUUCACCUUCCGCUUCGAGGAUUACAGCUGCACAGAGCUGGGCCAGAUUGGCAACCUCGUCUUGGGCUCGCAAGGCCUCACCAUGCCGGCCGCGGUGACCCCGCGCUUGGAAGAUCUCAUCGCCUUCACCAGCGGCUGCUGCAACAAUAUCGCAGAUGCCGACUGCCACCCCUCCCGCGACAACGGCAACGGAAGAACCGUCCGCAACGUCAUUGAGGCACUCCAGCGGGCCAUGGCCACACGUGUGGUGAAGAGCAGGAGCACUUCGCCUGAGCUGCAGGCGAUGACGCUGGAGGAUGUAACUACUGUGGCAGAGGAGCAGGCCUCAGCCCGCCUGCAGGGCCCCUGUGGAACGGAGGGCCUCAUGACGACGUUGGGGGAGGCUGCCAAGGAGAAGGCGAGGGAACCCUCGGGAUGA